Molecule: messenger RNA, 2017 nt
Organism: Aedes aegypti (yellow fever mosquito)
Lineage: Eukaryota; Metazoa; Arthropoda; Insecta; Diptera; Culicidae
Gene: Phax
Product: phosphorylated adapter RNA export protein
Exons: 7
Coding region: 252-1664 (470 amino acids)
Biological process (GO): snRNA export from nucleus
Cellular component (GO): nucleus
Source: RefSeq, a predicted model, not a curated record
GAUGCAGGCGCGAGUCAAAAACUGCGAAAAAGUGCAGCAGUCAGCGAGAGGCAAGAAAGAAAAGUGGCUUUUAGGAUUUUUGGACCGUUUUCCCUGGUUUUAAAGUGGAAGAAUCAAGCUAAAAGUUUAUUUUUUCGAGAGGUGACAAUGCACACCACCGCCUAGUUGCUGGCGUGGUGCAUAUUUGGGGGAAACGUUCGGGAAAAGUGAAAUUGCACAGAUUGGGAGGAGAGCAGCCAGUGAUUGUCAGAAUGACGAGUAUGGAGCACGAAGCGAUUAAAUUCGCUGGCCCGACGAAUUCGCAGGAUCUGGACCUGGAGGAGGGUGAGGUGACGGACGACAGCGAGGACGGAUAUAUCCCUCUGCAGCGACCGGAACUGACCAAGACGGAAUUCGCCGGAGGGGCCAGUGUCAGUCAGCCGCGGACAACCCCGCUGGACACCCUGUCGGAUCAAGAUGACCUAAACGAUGAAUCGGAGGCCAGUUCGGAUGAUAGCGAUGAAGACGGUGCUACCUUUGGGAAACGAAUGCGAGGAAACAACGACAAGAAGAUACGGAUAAAGCCCCCACUGGAGAAGAUUCCCCAACCGCAGACGAGUCAUUCGACGCUACCAAAUAAGUAUAACAUCUGGACGGAAAGCCUUCAGGAAGACACACUCAUGGAAACCAUGCGAGGAUGUGAUGUAACUCUGAACGGGAUGAGGAACCGAGAUGUGGAAUCGUACGAUUACAGCCUGAAGUACAGGCUGAAUGGAGGAAAUGCCUUCCAGAGGGUGUUGAAACGGCGGCAGUCUAAUUCGGACGAUUCCGAUGGUUACGGCGGGGGCAAACGGUUUCGAUCGAUGUCCUUCGGCGGAGGAAACGGAGGCAGAGAUAGGAAAAGCGUAAAGCUAAGACUCGGCAAGCGAAAUAGCAGCGAUAGCAACAGCAACGACAGCUUCCAGAAUGCGCCAAGAUUCGCUUCCAGGCACAUCCUAGAUCUGAACGUGUCCGCAGACUGUCCCAAUGAAACGUUUGCAGCCGAACUGGCCAAUAAACUGUGCGAGGAAAAGGACGAACUGAUGUUACGUGUAGUAAAUGUUCUUGGAAAGGAGAUCCCUGCAAAAUUGUUCAAAGAAACGCAGAAAAUCGAAGCCGAUGGCGGAAUGCUAAUCAUGAACGGUGCCCGUCGACGGACCCCGGGUGGAGUUUUCCUAUUCUUGCUCAAGCACAACGAAGAAAUUGACAAGGACGCCAAAAAGGCCAUCUUCCUCGAGGAGAAAAAGGCGGCAGUCAAGGAGCGCAAAAACUCGCAGGCCGUCAACCGGGAAAAGAAGGUCGAAGAACUGAAGAAGACCCUCAACCGACAGGUGGCGGAAAACGAACUGCCCACUCGAAGCGAUUUGCUGCUCUCCCAUCUCAAACCCGAAACUCAUAGCACACUAUCAAAUCCGCCUCCAUCUCCUGUGGGGGAUGACCAUCGCGAAGGAAGUCCCGAUUUCGAGCCACAAAAUGUUCACGUGAAUGUCACCAGUCCGGAGAAAGCUCUCGUCGACCCGAAAGAGCUUAUCGAAUCGGAACCGGAGAGCUCGGCUCCACGGCCACUGAACCCGGGGCCACCGCAGCUGCAGAGCUACGACGACGACUAUCUGGAAAUGACGUGCGAUGAUAUGGAUUUGUUCUAGCGCCCCACCACAACCGACUGGAUAAAGAAUACCGAUGCUGGAUCGUUGAAACUUUAGGACGGAAAAAGGGGAACCAUUUGGGAGUAUGAAAACUGAACUUCAAUCCGAAUAAGCACCGAAUCGUCUCUGUGUAUAGCGAAUUAUUAUUUGUUGGCGAGAAACAAUAACGAUGAUUGGAGGAUUUUAGAUGCGUGUUUGAAUAGCGAGAAAACUUUGAGUCAUGGGAGAGUGUGUGGUUCGGGCAUUGGGACGGAUGCCCUUACAUUAACUUAAGAAUUACUACAACGUUUACUACAGUGGACACAAUGUGUAGCUUGCAGGAAAUAUAUUUAAUUUUCUAAAACUUAAACCAA